Neogale vison (American mink) is the source of this 3194-nucleotide messenger RNA. RefSeq names its product kinesin family member C2 (gene KIFC2). NCBI's taxonomy places the organism in Eukaryota, Metazoa, Chordata, Mammalia, Carnivora, Mustelidae. The coding region runs from base 37 to 2565 and encodes 842 amino acids. Gene Ontology annotation, biological process: mitotic spindle assembly; microtubule-based movement. The record is from RefSeq and is a predicted model, not a curated record. Gene Ontology annotation, molecular function: ATP hydrolysis activity; microtubule binding; ATP binding. Gene Ontology annotation, cellular component: mitotic spindle; microtubule organizing center; microtubule. The transcript has 17 exons.
GGCGCGAAGCGGGGCCCUCCGCCGCCCCGCGCGCCCAUGUACGCCUUCUACUCGCUGCUCAUCUACAUCUUCUACAGCCUCUUCCGUAGGGAUGGCGGGGCUGCGGCGACCGGCGACCCCGAGGACCCCGCCCAGAGUGCGGGUUGCAAGCGCGGGGGUCGCCGCCGCCCCGACCAGCCCACGGCGGAGCUGUGGACCGAGCUGACAGGCCUGGUCGGCCUCCCUGGGUGCUCCGAAUCUGAGGAUGGGCGGGAAGAGGGAGCCGAAGGCCGCGCUACGGAGGUCUCCCUGGAAGAGGCUCUCGUGCGUCUUGCUGAGUUCCUCUCCGUCCAGCUGGGGGCGGAAGAGAGCUCCGGGAGUCCUCCUGACCUGACCAAGCCGAGCGAUGUCCCCCCACUGUUGACGGUGACUGGUCAGCUCUUGGCCCUCCUGGCAUGGAUUCGGAGCCCCAGGGGAAGGCAGGCCCUGUCCCAGGGGACUCAGCCGGCGUUGGAGGGGCAGUGCCCCACUCCCGUGGGAUCCCCAUCUCGAGAAGAAAGCCCUUCCCUUUCACCAAGGGAUGAGGCCCAAGGGCAGAACCCUCCCCAGCUGGAGGAGGACCGGAGGGCGUGGCAGCGGCUGGAGCAGCUCAUCCUGGGGCAGCUGGAAGAGCUGAAGCAGCAGCUGGAACUGCAGGAGGAGGAGCUAGGCCGCCUGCGCCUGGGAGUGGGUUUCUCUCUCCGCCAGGGGGCGACAGACUCAGAGAAGAGGGUCCAGCAUCUGACCCUGGAGAACGAGGCUCUGAAGCAGAGCCUGAGCCUCAUGCGGGAUCUCCUGCUGCACUGGGGCCCCGCACCCUCCACCAGGGCCCCCCAGGAGGAGGCAGAGGCGUUGGUGGAGCUCCAGGGUCGGCUUCAGGAAGCCCAGGACACCACAGAAGCUCUUCAAGUCCAGCUGGGGGUGCAGGAGGUGCAGCUGCAGGGCCUUCGGGGGGCCCUUCGGCAGCUCCAGCAGGAGACAGAGCAGAACUGUCGAAGGGAGCUGCAGCAGAUGCACGGGCAGCUGGCAGGACUCCGGGCACGGAUGGCUAGCCUGCGCCAGGGCUGUGGGGACCUCCGAGGCCUGGUCAGCACAUUUACCCAGAGCUGUCAGUGUUCGCUCAGUGAAGCCCGGGGUCAGGUGUCCUGGGCCCUGGGAGCACUGUCAGCUGGCAGGGGUGGGACUCAGCUCCCUGAGGAGCAGCGGGGGCCCCCGACUGGAUGCCCGGGGCGGCUGCUGGAGCUCAAGGGAAAUAUCCGUGUGCUGUGUCGGUUGAGGCCAGGGACACCCUCCAGCCUGGUGAGCUCGGAGCCUGGCCCCAGUGGCACGGUCACCACCUGCUAUCGAGGGCGCCAGCGUCGCUUCCGCCUGGACUGGGUCUUCUCUCCAGAGGCCAGCCAGGAGGAGGUCUUCAGGGAGCUGGAACCAGCUGUGCUGUCCUGCCUCCGUGGCUACAGUGUGUGCAUUUUUACCUACGGUCAGACGGGGACAGGCAAGACCUACAGUAUGGAGGGCCCACCUGAGGACCCUGGCAUAGCUCCUAGGGCACUGCAGUCGCUGUUCCAGGAGAUGGGGACCGGAGGGCAACAUCGCGUGACUCUCAGCAUGGUGGAGAUCUACAACGAGGCCGUCAGGGAUCUCCUAGCCCCAGGGCCUCCUGAGCGGCUGGCCGUGAGGCAGGGCCCAGCAGGCCAGGGGGGCAUUCAGGUGGCUGGCCUCACCUACUGGGAUGUGCCCAACCUGGAGACGCUGCACCAGAUGCUGAGCCUGGGGAGGAGCAACCGGGCCACCGCCGCCACCUCCAAGAACCGGCACAGCUCUCGGUCGCAUGCCUUGGUCACGCUGACCUUGCGCGCGGCGUCCCCACCGCGCGGGCCAGGCACCGCAGGUACCGAGGCGCGCACCCGAGCCCCGCGGGUCGUGGGGGCUCACAGCACCCGAGACCAGGGAUCCCUCCACGUCGGGCUGGCUCGCCCCCGCAGGCACGCUGCAUCUGGUGGACCUGGCGGGAUCCGAGCGUGCCUGGAAGGCGGGGGCAGCCGGCCCGUCGCGGGGAGACCGAGACGGCGCCCAGCGUCUGCGGGAGGCCCGGACCAUCAAUCGCUCGCUGCUGGCCCUGGGGGGCGUGAUGGCCGCGCUGCGGGCCCGCCGGCCACACGUGCCCUUCCGCGACUCGCAGCUCACGCGCCUGCUGCAGCCGGCGCUGGGACCCGGCGCCACGGCGGUGCUGCUGCUGCAGAUCUCCACGCGGCCCGAGGACCUGGGGGAGACCGUGUGCUCGCUGAAGUUCGCCGAGCGCGUGGGCCGAGUGGAGCUGGGGCCCGCCCGGCGCUGCAGGGCCCCGCGCUCUGGGACGCCCUCCUCCCUCAGCACCGACACGCCCCUCACCGGGACCCCCUGCACGCCCACGCCGUCCCCCGGCAGCCCUCCGAGUCCCGGCGCGGAGAGCGACUCCGGCUCGGCUCUCGGGACCCAAAAGAACGUGUCCUCCUAGCCUGGACUCGCACCUCUGCCGACAGAGCUCCUACACCCUCACAACCUCCUUGAUCUCUGAGACCCCCUCUCCCCCCAAGUUGGUUCCCCUAACCCAAGAGUGAGGAGUACUUAGCGCAGCGACAGAACUGACCCUCCCUCCCCCAGGCCCUCCGCUCCCUCCUUAUCACCAUUUGCUGUUAUCGCGGCACACAGCGGGGGAUGCCAGACCCGCGGGAGGUGGACCCCGCCAAGUGGUUAGCCCAAUCACCACCCCAUCACAAAAAAUCAGACUUGGCAUUAAAUUGUUGUCUACUCCUUUACUGUUCCAUUCCCCAGGACCACCACCAAAACCAAGUAGGAUUUUGAUUUCCUUUUCCCAAAAAAGGUGCUGCUACCUCAUUCCCAGGCAGAUGAGGGAGGACAGGACUUGAGGCUGGAGCUGAGAUUUAGGUCCUCCCUCCCCCCAGCCCGGAGCCAGGGAGGGGAAGUGACACACGGUGAUGGAUGGGUAGAAAGAAGGACAGACGGACAGAGGAAGUGGGAUCAGGAAGGGGCUGCCGCAAGCAAAGCCCCCACUCUUUCCAGUCUUGUCUCUGGGGGUAAGGGAGGCAUGACGACCAUCAGGGCCAGCCAGGGUGGUGCCCGCUGGAUCACAGCCCUUUGGGGGGGGGCAGUCCAAUAAACAGCAUGGAUUCCCAGUA